Musca domestica (house fly) is the source of this 1634-nucleotide messenger RNA. Its product is annotated as membrane-bound alkaline phosphatase-like. The transcript is spliced from 2 exons. Gene Ontology annotation, biological process: dephosphorylation. The coding region runs from base 23 to 1552 and encodes 509 amino acids. NCBI's taxonomy places the organism in Eukaryota, Metazoa, Arthropoda, Insecta, Diptera, Muscidae. Gene Ontology annotation, molecular function: alkaline phosphatase activity. The record is from RefSeq and is a predicted model, not a curated record.
CACCUGUUUCCUAAUUUUGGGGAUGAAUAUUUUUUUCACUGUCCAUGGCUUGCCCUCCUGUGCCAUGGAAGAUGAAGAGUGUCGUGAUCGCUUGAUGCAUCCUGAUUUACCCGAAGAUCCUCGCUACCAUGCAAGGGCAGUUGAUGGCGAAAAGAGUUCGGCAUAUUGGCUAAAUCAGGGCAAGAAAUUUGUGGAAACGAAAACAACGACACCUUUGAAUAAGAAAAAGGCGAAAAAUGUCAUUAUGUUCCUGGGAGAUGGUAUGGGUUUGACCACCACGGCGGCUGCCCGUAAUCUGCUGGGUGGUGAACAUUCCGAACUGUCCUUUGAGAAAUUCCCACAUGUGGGCUUGGCCAAAACCUAUGCCGUUGACAAAAUUGUAUCGGACUCUGCCAAUACGGCCACUGCCUAUCUCUGUGGCGUUAAGACCCUCUACGGAACGCUGGGUGUCAAUGGCAUGGUGGAACGUGGAAAUUGUCGAGCUAUGUUGGAUAAGGCUAACCAUGUCAGUUCCAUUGCCCAGUGGGCCAUUGAUGCUGGAAAAUCGGCGGGAGUGGUCACAACAACACGUAUUACCCAUGCCUCACCGGCUGGAGCUUAUGCCCACAUUUCGGAACGUGAUUGGGAAGAUGAUACGGAAGUGGUGAAGGCAUGUGGUCGUGACUCUGGCAUUGAUGACAUUGCCCUACAACUGAUACAUGGAGAGACGGGUGGUAAAUUCAAAGUCAUGAUGGGAGGUGGAAGAAGGCAUUUCGUGGACUCCUCUCUCCAGAAAAAGGGAAAACGUUCCGAUGGCCGUAAUCUCAUCGAUGAAUUCAAGUCCCAGAGUCCACGCAAUGCCUAUGUCGAGACAAAGGAAGAAUUGGCCAAUUUGAAUCUGCAGGAAGUUGAUAGGGUUUUGGGUCUAUUCCACGAUUCCCAUUUCGAUUUCCAUUUGGAUACCGAUGUCGAGUCGUCAACGCAACCCACCUUGGAGGAAAUGACUCGACGUACCAUUGAAUUACUGAGCCAGGAUGACAAUGGCUAUUUUGUGUUCAUUGAGGGUGGGCGUAUCGAUUCAGCCCAUCAUGAUAACACCCCACGCAAGGCCCUCGAUGAGACAGUGGAAUUUUCCAAGGCCAUUCAAUUGGCCCGCGAAAUGACCAGUGAGGAUGAUACCCUGAUUGUGGUGACGGCUGAUCAUUCACAUGCCUUCUCCUUUAAUGGAUAUCCGUACCGCGGCAGCGACAUCUUUGCCGCCUCGCCCACCAAACCCAACGACAAAAUUCCCAUGAUGGUCCUAAGCUAUUCCAAUGGUCCGGGUUAUGAGAAAUUCUAUGAUGCCAUCAAUGGUGUACGCCAUGACCCCACCACGUUGAUGAAGGGUCAACCCAAUGAUGUAUAUCCCGCCACCUUCCCCCGCGACUCAGAAACCCAUGGCGGUGAGGAUGUGGCCGUCUAUGCUUCAGGACCAUGGUCUCAUUUGUUUACCGGUGUCUAUGAACAGAAUGCCAUUCCCCACAUGAUGGCCUAUGCCCUGUGUGUGGGUAAGGGGUUGAAGGCAUGCGAUUAGAUUAAAAUUUAAUAAUAGACUAAUUAUCGGAACAACUGUAGUUUAAGAUAUGAAAAUGGAGAUGUGAAAAAAAAUUCUGAAG